Eptesicus fuscus (big brown bat) is the source of this 2866-nucleotide messenger RNA. It is a transcript of the gene METTL4, whose product is annotated as methyltransferase 4, N6-adenosine. The transcript is spliced from 9 exons. The record is from RefSeq and is a predicted model, not a curated record. NCBI's taxonomy places the organism in Eukaryota, Metazoa, Chordata, Mammalia, Chiroptera, Vespertilionidae. Gene Ontology annotation, molecular function: RNA methyltransferase activity; nucleic acid binding; site-specific DNA-methyltransferase (adenine-specific) activity. Bases 65 to 1462 code for a protein of 465 amino acids. Gene Ontology annotation, cellular component: nucleus; RNA N6-methyladenosine methyltransferase complex; cytosol.
CUGCUGAGUUUGGGCGCAGUCGGUUCCGAAGAUCGCGCCGGUGUGGUCCACGCCUAGAAAGAGAAUGUCAGUGGUGCACCAGCUGUCACCAGGAUGGUUACUGGAUCAUCUUUCUUUCAUUAACAAGAUCAACUAUCAAGUUCACCAGCAUCACGAGUCUUGUUGCAGUAAAAAUGAGCCCAAUGCUUCUGUUCACCUUGAUUCUAUGUCCUCCUUUGGAUCCUCAGCUAAAUUUAUUGCUUCUGACUCUACCACUAAGCCCAAGAAUGAUGAUGGAGGAAAUUGUGAAAUGUUCAUACAAAAAUAUAUUUUUAGAUCUGAACUGUUUGAUAUCACUAAACCUUAUAUAACUUCAGCUAUUCACAAGGAAUGCCAACAAAAUAAUGAAAAGGAAGAUCUAAUGAAUGGUGUUAAAAAAGAAAUCUCCAUUUCUACUCUUGGGAAGAAGCGUAAAAGGUGUGUUGGUUUCAAUCAAGGUGAACUGGAUGCUAUGGAAUACCAUGAAAAGAUCAGGGGGCUGAUUUUGGAUGGAUCUUCACAGAUAAUCCAAGAAGGUUUAAAAAGUGGCUUUCUUCAUCCACUUUCUGAAAAACAGGACAAGUGUAAUGAACCCAUUACUUUAUCAUUUGAUACCUGCAAUUUAUCAGAAUUGUGUGAAAUGGCAAAGCAUUUGCCUUCUCUGAAUGAAAUGGAACUUCUGACAUUACAAUUGAUGGAAAACGAUAUGUCUGUUACAGAGCAGGAUUUAUUUUCACGGAUUGUUGAAAACAACUCUAGAUUUACAAAAAUGAUUACUUUAAUGGGACAGAAAUACCUGGUGCCACCAAAAAGCAGUUUUCUUUUGUCUGACAUUUCUUGUAUGCAACCACUUCUGAAUUGUAGGAAAACAUAUGAUGUGAUUGUGAUAGAUCCACCAUGGCAGAACAAGUCAGUUAAAAGAAGUAACAGGUAUAGUUAUUUGUCACCACUGCAAAUAAAACAAAUACCUAUCCCUAAACUGGCUGCUCCAAACUGUCUUGUUAUUACUUGGGUGACUAAUAGACAGAAGCACUUACGUUUUGUAAAGGAAGAACUCUAUCCUUCGUGGUCUGUGGAGAUAGUUGCUGAAUGGCACUGGUUAAAAAUCACCAAUUCAGGAGAGUUUGUGUUCCCAUUAGAUUCUCCACACAAAAAGCCUUAUGAAGGUCUUAUACUGGGAAGAGUUCAAGAAAAAACUACUUUACCAUUAAGGAAUAUGCUCCCCAUUCCAGAUCACAAGUUAAUUGUCAGUGUACCCUGUGCCCUUCACUCCCAUAAGCCACCUCUUGCUGAGGUUUUAAAAGACUUUAUCAAGCCAGAUGGGGACUAUUUGGAAUUGUUUGCUCGAAAUUUACAGCCCGGUUGGACUAGUUGGGGCAAUGAAGUCCUCAAAUUUCAACACGUGGAUUAUUUUAUUGCUCUAGAGUCUAGAAGCAGACUCUGAUCUUAAAGUUGUGAUUUUCUUCAGUUUUUCCUUAUCUCUCUCCCUGUAUUCUGAUUUUUUUAAAAAAUUACCAAGCAGUAUGCUUAGAACUGUAAAAAGAACAUGGUUGUUCAGUAAAAUGGCCAGAGGUGACUAGCCUUUAUGUGAUUUUGAGAUGAAUUUUACUUCACUUGCAAUAGUAUUAUAUAUUAUUCUAGCUCAUUACAAAUAAAGAUGGUAAGUGUUUAGAAAGAUGGCAAGACUUUGUUAGGAAAAAGUCAUGAAGCCUGCACUGUGGACCAGAGGUCAUAAUUCUGCCUAUGGAUGUGUUUUAUUUGGCCCACACAUUGAUAUAAAACAUUGGAACCAUCAUUCUAGAAAAAUCAGGAAAUUUCACAUAGAAGUCCAGUAUAUGUUCUUUCCUAUGUCAAUCUGUAGGACUCAGUGGUGGCAGCUCUUUUGGGAGGGGUCAUGUACUCCCCAGUUUAUGGCAGUGUACCUCUUGCUCCAUGACAUUCACUUACAUUAUCAAUCUGGCCCCUGUAAAAUCUAAAUAUACAGCCUCUGUUAUACUGUAACAUCCUGGGAAGAGCAUUCAGAGACCUGCCAAGUUUGUACUGAGUUUAGGGAACAUUUUUGGAGGAUUUUAAAUGGUGUUCAAAGCUACUUUUCAAGUAUGUGUUAUUUUUCUGGCAAAAAUUUAAAAGAAUUUUCUUACACUAGUAAAAAUGUCAGAGGUGGCAUAAUAGAUGGAAGCUACACUCAGUUCUCCCAGGACCAAACUGGAAUUUCAACUAAAAUACAGAACAAUCAACCUAAAUAACCAACUGAAGACUAGCUGAACAGAAGUCUCAUAACCAAAAUUUUACAGAAGAAGCCACAUUGAGACUGGUAGGAAGGGCGGAGAUGUGAAAGGGAUGGCCUCAGUCCCACAGGUGGCUGAGAUUCCAGAGGGAUCUCUCGGCUGCAAAGGUUCCCCCUCAGGAGCAUGGAGUCUCAAUCCUACGCUAGGCUCCCCUACCCAGAGCACUAGAGCCAGGAAGAAGUGCUCAUAUAACAUCUGGAUGUGAAAAAUCAGUGGGAAUCCUGCUCGCCAAGGAGACAGCUGUCUGCUAGAGACACAGGCGCACUCUUAACUAUGCUGAUGUGUUAUAUAUAAUUUUUAAAAAAACUUUGAGGUAUAAUUUUCAAAUAAAAAUUUCCAAUUUUCUGUGUAGAAGUUCAGUGAGUUUUGAAAACAUAUGUAAUCAGCUAUCUACCACUAUAAUUAUGAUAUAUGACAUUUUCUUCUCUUUCAAAGUUCAUGUGAUUCUUUGCUGUCAACCCCCUCUUUCCAGCCAUGGCCCUUGACAAAUAAUGAUUUGUUGUCUAUCAUUGUUUUUGCUUUUUUAGAAUUUCAUAUAAAUGGAAUUAUAGACAACAUAA